Molecule: messenger RNA, 2663 nt
Organism: Saimiri boliviensis boliviensis (Bolivian squirrel monkey)
Lineage: Eukaryota; Metazoa; Chordata; Mammalia; Primates; Cebidae
Source: RefSeq, a predicted model, not a curated record
CUUAGGCCCGGGUACUUCCGGUUUUGCGCGAGGCGCACCGGAACGUUGGCGCGCAGGCCCGGCUGGGGGCUGCUAUCCCGGACGCCCCGGGCGGCUGCGCAGAGGGCUGGCCUCCGCGGCCGAGCUGGCUGCUGGCCUUGUUUCCCGUCCAGGUGUUAGUGAGCCGCCCGUUCUCCUAAGGGAGCCUAUCCUGGCACCCUCCCGCAGCGGCUCGGAAAAAAGACAGCUCCGCGGUCGUUGACGGCGCGGGCUCUGGACUCGCUGCUUGGUAAAAACCCCCCUCCUCCUCCAGUGCGGGACGCACCCUCCGGCAUCUCUCUUAACCUCCAGGAGGCUUUCCUUUGGCGGCGGCGCCACUCUAGUAUGGCAUCCCUCGUUUUAUUGCGCUUCGCAGAUAGGGCUUUCUAAAAACAAAUUGAGGGUUUGUGGCAGCCCUGAGCCCAGCAAUUGUAUCAGCGCCGUUUUUCCAACAGCGUGUGCUCACUUUGUCUCUGUGUUACAUUUUGGUAAUUUUUAAAAUAUUUCAAACUUUUUCAUGAUUUCUAUGUCUGUUAUGGUGAUCUGUGAUCGGUGAUGUUUGCUGUUGCUAUUGUCACUGUAGGUGCCACAUACUGCAUCUUUUGUAAGACAGGGAACUUAAUGUGUGUGUUCUGACUGCCUCACCCUCAGACUGUUCCCCAUCUCCCUCUUCUUGGGCCUCCCUAUUCCCUGAGACACAACAAUAUUGAGAUUAGGCGAAUUAAUAAUUCAGCAAUGGCCUCUAAGUGCUCAAGUGAAAGGAAGAGUCGUACAUCUCUCACUUUAAAUCAAAAACUAGAAAUGAUUAAACUCAGUGAGGAGGGUAUGUCAAAAGCCGAGAUAGGCCGAAGGCUAGGCCUUCUGCGGCAGACAGUUAGCCAAGUUGUAAAUGCAAAGGAAAAGUUCUUGAAGGAAAUUGAAAGUGCUACUCCAAUGAACACACGAAUGAUAAGAAAGCGAAACAGCCUUAUUGCUGAUAUGGAGAAAGUUUUAGUGGUCUGGAUAGAAGAUCAGACCAGCCACAACAUUCCUUUAAGUCAAAGCCUAAUCCAGAACAAGGCCCUAACUCUCUUCAACUCUAUGAAAGCUGAGAGAGGUGAGGAAGCCGCAGAAGAAAAGUUUGAAGCUAGCAGAGGUUGGUUCAUGAGGUUUAAGGAAAGAAGCCGUUUCCAUAACAUAAAAACACAGGGUGAAGCAGCUAGUGCUGAUGUAGAAGCUGCAGGAAGUUAUCCAGAAGUUUUAGCUAAGAUCAUUGAGGAAGGCAGCUACACUAAACAACAGAUUUUCAAUGUAGAUGAAACAGCCUUCUAUUGGAAGAAAAUGCCAUCUAGGACUUUCGUAGCUAGAGAGGAGAAGUUAGUGCCUGGCUUUAAAGCCUCAAAAGACAGGCUGACUCUCUUGUUAGGGGCUAAUGCAGCUGGUGACUUUAAGUUGAAGCCAAUGCUUAUUUACCAUUCAGAAAAUCCUAGAGCCCUUAAGAAUUAUACUAAAUCUACUCUGCCUGUGCUGUAUAAAUGGAACAGCAAAGCCCGGAUGACGGCAAAUCUGUUUACAGCAUGGUUUACUGAAUAUUUUAAACCCACUGUUGAGACCUACUGCUCAGAAAAGAAGAUUCCUUUCAAAAUAUUACUGCUCAUUGACAAUGCACCUAGUCAUCCAAGAACUCUGCUGGAGAUGUACAAGGAGAUUAAUGUUGUUUUCAUGCCUACUAACACAACAUCCAUUCUGCAGCCCAUGGAUCAAGGAGUAAUUUCAACCUUCAAGUCUUAUUAUUUGAGAAAUACAUUUCAUAAGGCUCUAGCUGCCAUGAAUAGUGAUUUCUCUGAUGGAUCUGGGCAAAGUAAAUUGAAAACCUUCUGGAAAGGAUUCACCAUUUUAGAUGCUAUUAAAAACAUUCGUGAUUCAUGGGAGGAGGUCAAAAUGUCAACAUUAAAAGGAGUUUGGAAGAAGUUGAUUCCCACUCUCAUUGAUGACUAUGAGGGGUUCAAGACUUCAGUGGAGGAAGUAACUGCAGAUGUGGUAGAAAUAGCAAGAGAACUAGAAUUAGAAGUAGAGCCUGAAGAUGUAACUGAAUUGCUGCAGUCUCAUGAUAAAACUUUAACAGAUGAGGAGUUGCUUCUUAUGGAUGAGCAAAGAAAGUGGUUUCUUGAGAUGGAAUCUGCACCUGGUGAAGAUGCUGUGAACAUUGUUGAAAUGACAACAAAGGAUUUAGAAUAUUACAUAAACUUAGUUGAUAAAGCAGCAGCAGGGUUUGAGAGGAUUGACUCCAAUUUUGAAAGAAGUUCUACUGUGGGCAAAAUGCUAUCCAACAGCAUUGCAUGCUACAGAGAAAUCUUUCAUGAAAGGAAGAGUCAAUUGAUGCGGCAAACUUCACUGAUGUCUUAUUUUAAGAAAUUGCCGCAGCCACCCCAACCUUCAGCAGCCACCACCCUGACCAGUCAGCAGCCAUCAACAUCAAGGCAAGACCCUCCACCAGCAAAAAGAGUACGACUCACUGAAGGCUCAGAUUGAUCAUUAACAUUUUUUAGCAAUAAAGUAUUUUUAAAUGUAAGUAUGUAUAUUGUUUUAUUAGACAUAAUUGCACUCUUACUAGUCUACAAUAUAGUAUAAACAUAACUUUUAUAUGCAUCAGGAAACCAAAAACA